AGGGACAUUCCUAACCUCUGCCUAAAGUGCGCACUAGAAGGGCGGUGGAGCUGUGUGAUGCAUUGAAAAAGAAAUCAUCGUUUCCGUAGAUUUUAUACGCUACACGUUAAGAGUGCCUCAGACAUUAAUAUUUUUCCCUGUGCCCCGUCAAGAUGUUUCUAGCCAAAAAACUAAUUGGAGGCAUCCUGGAUGUUGUGAGCAACAUCGAUCCCAAUCAGUUUGUACCAGAUCCUCCCCCGCCACGCAGACCUCUGGCCUACGCUGAGCAGAAUGAGAGUGAUGAAGAGAGGCAGUUCCGCAAGGUGUUCCAGCAACUCGCUGGAGAUGACAUGGAGGUGAGUCCCACUGAACUGAGGGACAUCCUCAACAGGAUCAUUAGCAAACGUGGGGACCUGAAGACCGACGGCUUCAGUGUUGAGUCAUGCAGGGGCAUGGUGGCUGUCAUGGACAGCGACAGCACAGGGAAGCUUGGUUUCCAUGAGUUCAAGUUUUUAUGGAACAACAUUAAGAAAUGGCAGGCCAUCUACAAAUCACAUGACACAGAUUGCUCUGGGGUCAUCAGCUCACAUGAGCUUCCUGCUGCCUUCAACGCUGCAGGCUUCCCUCUGAACGACCAGCUCUUCCAGUUGCUAGUCCGAAGGUACAGCGAUGAGCAGGGCAACAUGGAUUUUGACAAUUUCAUAGGGUGCCUGGUUAGACUGGACUCCAUGUGUCGGGCCUUCAAAACACUGGACAAAGAUAACAAUGGAUGCAUCAAAGUCAACAUUCAGGAGUGGCUUUUGUUGACCAUAUACUCAUAAAAGAUCUGUAGAAGCCCUCAAAAAGCCUACGUUCAUCUCUACAUUCAUCAGUUCGUCAUUUUAUAAUUGUAGUUCAUAAUACCAUUGCUAUUGUAGUUCAUUACUUUUUAUUUUCAUGAAUGUUAAUUCAAGAAUUUGUCACAAGAUGGCAGCAAAACAAAAACACUGGGUCACAAAUCCACAUUAAUUCCCAUAGAGCACAAACAUUAUUUAUUUCAAGAACCCUUUCUGGAGGGCGAGGAGGCUUUUUAAGGCAAAGGGUUGAAACUAGAACUGUUAACAUCUUGAGAAUAUUUUUUUUAUUUUGGGUGAAAAUAUUGAGUAUUUAUCUCAUAUCCCCUUAAUAAUUUCACCUGUACAUUAUCGAUAUAUUUUGAGCGGACAGUAGAAUUGAAGAGCAUAUAUAAGUGAAUCAGCAGUGUAUUUUAUGGUGCACAGUAACCUAGAAUGUUUAACCGACUCUGGAUUUUUCAGUAUAACAUUUCUAAUGAUUUGGAUUGAAAUACCAUAAGUGAUGUUUCAGCUGUUUCUGUUGAACAAACUGUCCAGUGUUUUCAUAUGUUUAAGAAAAACAGUGUCAUAUAAAUGUGUCCCCUUAUCUAAAAUUUAGCAUUUUUUUUUCAAUUGAUGUUUUCAGAUCUUCAAACAAGUAAACAAAUGAUACCAUAUGUAUACUCAUUUCAUUUAUUCAAAUAAAAUUAUUCAUCACCAAUAUUAAACUGUGAGAACACAA
This is a messenger RNA of Esox lucius (northern pike), 1533 nucleotides long. Its product is annotated as calpain small subunit 1. The transcript has 11 exons. The record is from RefSeq and is a predicted model, not a curated record. Lineage: Eukaryota; Metazoa; Chordata; Actinopteri; Esociformes; Esocidae. Bases 153 to 800 code for a protein of 215 amino acids. Gene Ontology annotation, molecular function: calcium ion binding.